AAUAUCAAGUGAAAUAAUUGUCACUUUAGCUGACUACACUUAUGUGGGCUAUCUAAUUAAAGUGUUGUUGAUUUUGGUCAAUAAGAUCAUCGCAAAGUGACCUCAAAUACCUUAACCUGAGAUGGUCUCUCGCGGUUUCCCAUGAUGCAUCGCUUUAUUUAGUGCUGUCGCUUAGGGAGAUGAUAGGAACCUGAUCCAGACUACCAGACGUACGCAGCCGUUCUCCGCUCUCGCUUUUCGGCAGCAUCAGCGACAUGCUCGGCGAGGUGCAACGUACUUAAGCCACUGUGGCUUGUCUUGUUUCACCACGAUUUACCCGUCUUUGGUCAAAUAGUCCACGGCCGGGGUUCGUUUUAGCCGCAAGCCAUGGCAUCGGCCAACGUCACGCUGGAGAAUCAACUGCACAGCGCACAGAAAAACCUGCUGUUCCUCCAGCAGGACCACGCCAACACACUGAAGGGGCUGCAUGCGGAGGUCCGACGAUUGCAGCAGCAAUGCACAGACCUGACAUAUGAGCUCACUGUGCGAAGCUCCGAUCCUUCAGUGGUUGUUGUGCCUCGUGCAGACAGCGGCGAGGUGCGAUGCCGAGAGCUGCAAAGGAGGUGCGAGGAGCUAGAGGCAGAACUGAAGAAGAAGGAGGAGGAGAACACAGAGCUGCUCAGGGACCUGGAGCAGAAGAACGCCAUGAUCUUCGUGCUGGAAAACACCAUCAAGGAGCGGGAGAAGAAGUACCUGGAGGAGCUGAAAAUGAAGAGCCACAAGCUGGCCGUUCUGUCCGGAGAGUUGGAGCAGCGAGCCAGCACCAUCGCUUACCUCACGUCGCAGCUUCACGCCACCAAGAAGAAACUUCUGGCGGGCAGCUCCUCGGAGGCGAGCCCCAACGUCAGCCCGGUCACCUCGUUCAAGCCCACGCCCCCUCCGGCCAAAGACAGGCAACCCGAAACCCCGCGCCGCCGUAUGAGGAAGAGCCUCUCUCAGCCGCUUCACCCCGAGCUGACCGAGGUGUACCGGCUCGGCGCGGACGGCAAGCGGGUGGUCCUGCGAGAGGCCGUGGACGCUAUGCCCGACCCGACGCCCUUCCUGCAGGCAGGGAGAGAGUCUCCGGAUCUGCAGGUGGUACGAGAACGACCGGCCGUCAUUCCACCUAUCGCCUCGGAACGCCCGCCCGCCACUCCCUCGGGGGCUACGGCCAGCCCCCGUCACAGCCCGGCUCGGGACCGCCAGUACAGGGCUCACGUGGGGGUGGCACACCGCAUCCCCCAUGGGACCCUUCCCUUGGCCCCGCCCCAGGCAGAGCUGGAGACUCUGGCAGUGGACCAGGUGAAAGAAGAAAAGGUUGUGCGCAAGCGUUCUGGGGCUGACAGGACAGUUUGAAGCCGUGGCACACGCACAUGAAUGCAUACACACACACGUGCACUACUCACAAAAUGUUACGGAUACUCGGCUUACCGUACCUAAAAUGAACUACGGUGAACCCUUUCAUAUUCAGGGCUUGGUGUUCGUCCAAAAACACAACUUAUUUGCUGAAACAAACCGAUUCACUGUUUUUAGGCUCAGACCAUACUCAUAUCUAAUAUCUCAGUACUUUUUCCGUGCCAAGCAACUAUGUUGAAAUGAGUGGAGGAACUUCGUUUAGUGAGGCCAUUUGCGGCCUUGUGGCAUCUUUAGUCAAUUGCAAACCCUUUUGGGUGGAUGUCAGUUUCUAACGGGUAACGUGGGGUUGGUGUCACAGUGUGAACUCAAUUUGACCUCUAAAAUUUCCCACUUCAAUGUUUUUGUUUUUUUGCAUAACGUGCUAUUCUCUAACAUAGACCAAAUUGACAACAGCAAUUUUUUUCCACCUAGUGUUGUCCAUUUCUUUACCUUUCAGUGAGUCUUCCAGUCGCUCUUGAUCUCUGUUACAGCCAGUUGAUGACGCAGACAUUCAAAGCACAGUGGCCGCUUCCCUGUGAGAGCAUCUUCUUUGAAGCCUCACAAUAAUGGCAAGACACAGUUGAUCAAUUGUUCGGCGAUGUCCAAAUGCGAACAGCAUGAUCACAAGGAUUGUUUAAAUACCCGCUCUCAGUGAAACAGGAAAUUGGUCGUUUCAUGGUCCCAACACCCAAUUCUGCUAUUCAGUUCCUCGUUAGUGAACAGCAAAUUGUGCAGAAGAGUACUGAGCCAUUCAAAGUUCACCUGUGAAGGUGAUUGUCCAUUUUAGGUUGAUCCAUCCUGAAAUUUGAUCGGAAAGCCCACUAUGCCAAAUUUUUGUGAGUAGUGUAUAUUUACGAUGAGACACACAAGGGGCAGGGAUGAGCCCGAGCACUGUGUAGCCUGCUUUAUAAGCAAAACACUGUCAUGUAAAAUGAAAAUGACGCACUGGAUCAACGGGCGUUUCUUCAUGCACAUUUGAAAAGGACGACUGUCCCGCAAAGCAUGCCAAAUGUUUCUUUACAACCUUAUCGAGUGUUGUAUUAUACUGUACAUGCAUCAUUUCGUUCCGUGUGGUGCAAUCAACACAUCCUCAGCCAAAUAUCUGCAUCAGUGCCUGCUUGGUGCAAACGCGCACACAAUGCGUAGUGUAGUUAUGGCGACCAGUUGUCUCUGGAAGUCACAACAAACUAUAGAGCAAGAUGUCUACAGCCGCUUAGGACAGCAGCAAUGAUUCAGCUAAUACUCUCUGAAUGUCUUGUCACCCCCCUUGCAAUGUCACUAUACUUCUCUUACUGUAGGCUGCGUAAUCAAGGUGAGUUGGUCACUGCACAUGUAUUUAUGCUUCAAUUCAACGUGAGCUACAAGUCAUGUAUUUCUGGGAGGAAUCAUAAGAACGGAAACAUCUCCAUUAUCUCUGUUAUUUGUGAUAAAAGGGCAUUUGGAAAAGCACUGCUGUUGUUGGAUUUUGUGAUAGAAGUAAUAUACUUUAUAAAGGCUGUACAUUUGUCAGGAUUGUUUUUUUAAUUUAGUGUUUAUUAGAGACUACAGCAACACCUCAGACAGUAAUUAUUGUCACUUUAUAUCCUGCUUUUCAUAUAAAACGUACCCUUGAAUAAUAAUAUAAAUUCACACAAUAAAGCUUUUUUUGGUUGCCUA
Molecule: messenger RNA, 3069 nt
Organism: Hippocampus comes (tiger tail seahorse)
Lineage: Eukaryota; Metazoa; Chordata; Actinopteri; Syngnathiformes; Syngnathidae
Gene: ccdc92
Product: coiled-coil domain containing 92
Exons: 4
Coding region: 367-1374 (335 amino acids)
Source: RefSeq, a predicted model, not a curated record